ACCUAAAUGUCAGACCAUUUGUAUCUAAUUAUUGCAGUCGUAUCACAGGGACUGCUUGCAGAAUAUCUAGUACCAGUAACAGGAUUUCUGGUUCAUGUACAUGGAGAAUCUGGACAAAGUGCCUUUUGUAUUAGAAGCGACCUUCCUUAAAAAAAAUCUGGGCAAAUUAGUGUCACAAGAGUGAAAAAAUGUUGAAGCUCAUGACAUUUGCUCCAGCAUCUGCUCUCUGUUGUUGUUGUGAAUAGAUCAGUCAUUGAUCAGCUGGUAUAAGUCAAGCAUGGAUCGGAAGGAAGCAUAACUAGAAAAAUAUGAAUGAUUAAUUUGCAGCUUAAACACUGAGCCGCAUUUGCAAAGCAGAGGGCAAAAAUGGAGAACAGUUUUUCCACACUGCCAUUUUUUACCCUAGGAUUUGUUCUAGAUUGUGCGGGAGCAACUUUUUCUGAAAAAGAAAUCAGCGUCGGGGAGCUUUUGAGGAGCAUCUCGUCGGGUCUGAGGACGCGAGACGAGCCGGCCGUCAUCGAGAGAGCUCUCCGAUUUGAGGGGAAAGCGCUCGAGCUCCCGGAGAGUAAAAAUUCCAUUUACCGGAAGGACUCAGAGGAUAGCUCUCCAGGGGUCCCGGGUACUGGGCCCACUCCUGACGCACCCAAGGUCCAAACAAAGGACGGAAUUCUUACAGGGCUCGCAGCGGACAAAGCUUAUAUUUUCUACGGGAUCCCGUAUGCCAGUCCACCGGUGGGCGCUGCCCGCUGGACACCCCCGACCCCCGUGGCUCCGUGGGCCGGGGCGUACGACGCCUCCUUCCCCAGGGCUUCCUGCAUGCAGGCCUGCAUUGGCCCCGUCUCAGAGGCGUGUCCAGGCAAGGUCAGCGAAGACUGUCUGUACCUCAACAUCUUCGUUCCCCUGAGCGUGGACUUUGCGUCCCCCCUGCUGAAGCCGUUGCCGGUGAUGGUGUGGAUCCACGGAGGAGAUUUCAUCGUCGGCUCCGCCUCCAAGCCGCUAUACGACGGGAGGUUCAUGAGCAAUUUUACACACACGGUCCUGGUGAGCGUGGAUUAUCGUCUAGGGGCAUUUGGUUUCCUCGUGUCUGGAAAUGAUCCCGAAACCUCAGCCGUGGGGAACUAUGGGAUCCUGGACCAGCAAGCGGCGCUCCUGUGGGUCCACCAGAACAUCGCUCUUUUUGGAGGUGACCCCAACAAGGUGACCAUAUUUGGGGAGAGUGCCGGGGCGCAGUCGGUGAGCCUCCACCUGAUGAUGCAGAGCAGCGCGCCCCUCUUUAAGCAGGCGGUGUUCCAGAGCCUUCCGUUCUCCGUCCCGCUGAAGACGCGGUGUUCUAAAAUCGUGAACCCCUUUCGCUUCCUGGAGGUGUUUGAGACGUGGGGGCCUUACAUUGACGGAGAGCUGAUCAAGGAGCAGGUGGUGACUGCCUUCCAGAAAGGACAGUGGCAGAGAGAGAAGCCCCUGCUGCUCGGGACCACUUCUGAGGAAGGGGUCGCCUUCGUCUACGGAGUCCUCACAGAACCCGUCUCGGUUCUGGAGUGCGUCGUCUACACCACGGCCAUCUUCAAACAGCACUCCCCGCGGAUCCUGCACAAAUACCUGCCCCUGUAUAAGGACACCGACCGCCGGACCAUGCUGGCACAGAUCGUGACGGACUACAUCUUCCAGUGUCCCGCGCGCAGGGCCGCCCGCACGGGCGUGGACUCCGGCAGUAACGUGUGGGUGUACGUUUUCGACCACGCGGUGGCGGACCGGCGGGCGUGGCGGGGGCUGCCCUUCUGCGUCGGGCGCGUGUGCCACGGGGCCGAGUUGCCCUUCCUCUUCGGCACGGCACUGCUCGCCAGCCGCAUGCUGUGCCUGUGGGGCGCCUUCGCCCACGGGGGUGACCCCGCCGCCGGGCCCGACGCGACCCGCUUCUGCCGGUGCCAGCGCCCCCCCGUCUGGCCCCGGUACUCCCGCGCCAGCGGCUGGCCCGUCAUGAACCUCACCGUGCCCGCCCACCCACAGGCGGGCGCCCGGGACCACCUCUGCGACUUCUGGGACAAGCUGGGCAUCUACUAGCGCCGGCUAACCAGCUAACCGCCAACUGCCAACUGCCAACUGCCAACUGCCAGCAACUGGGUCUGCGGCCAUCUUGAGUUUUGGUAUUGAGUCUCAGCUCACGUACAUAUUUUCAGAGUAUACAGUAUUAUUUAUUCACAUUUACAGCACAUUUUAAAUUGUUACAGUGUUUGUGAUGAGAUCAUGUGAAGAAUAUUUCAAUAUUUCAGACUGAUGGGUCAACACACAGCUUAACGAUAAACAGACACACUCCACAGAAAAAGUUUAAACCCCCGACUCCCUAAGUUUGCUUUGCUAUUGCAAGAAAGGCCGCAAUAUUGCCUAUUUAUUGAAGUAAAUCAGUGAUACACUUCGCCACAAUAAGUUUAGAUGGGGUGACGUUUGAAAGCCAGACCCUUUUUGGGGCAUCCGAAGUCUGCCUCGUCUCAUCUGUGGUUACUGCAAAUCCCCUGAGUGGAUAUGAACACUUUCCACAGAUUAUGCAGUAUCCAUCUGUCCACGCCUGUAUUGAUCUGACGAUGGGAAAUUGCUGAUCGAUUGAGUGGAGGCGUUUAAAGGGCCAGCAGAGCCGUUACGAUCUUUUAAUAUUUGUUUCAUUAAAAUCUGCCGCUGCCUCCCCGUGCGUUUAAUGGGAAUGGUCUAAAUGUACAGCUCUUGUUAUCCUUACCCAAAUGUAUGAUAAAAAUGAUUAAUUUCCUCCCUGAAUCAUAAGGAGUUUAUCCCCGAAGGGAUUUUAAAAACGCUACGAGGCCAAGAGAUAUGCCUUCUUAUAAUUUAAUUGUAAUUACAUACUGAAACAGGCUUGGCGAAGCCAUGUUUGUGAAGCCUCAUUAAAAUGUAUAAGUCCAAAUGAUUAAUUCCCUCAGGUUUGUCUGAGAGAAUAAAUGUGCGUGUGAGCUCACACUAAAUUCAAAGCACUAAUGAAAUCCAGAAACUAGCCUUAAAUCCAUUGUAAUGUACUACAGUAAUUAGUAUCUUUAAUCUUAAUAAAAACACUUUAAUCUAGGGGUGAGAAUGGGUUAUGUAUUUUUAUAUAAUUGUCUAAUUAAUUAAGCAGCUCCCUGCUUUAGGAGAUGACAGUCAUUGUCAGCAAUAAUUUUACUGUGAAUGUGUCUAAUCUAGAGCUCAACCAGAGGAGACAGUGAACAAAAUUAAUAUUUCAAGCAUACUGCAAACCCAGAGCCCGAGUAUUCAGAAGGCCUCUAUUUCAGACUCCACAUUGAUUUAUAAAAAUGAUGAUGAGAAUGCAAGUGAACAAAAUGGCAUCCAUAUCCAUGACGGCAAGGAAGCAGCAUUGAUUCAACGGCAUCGAUCUAAAGCGCAGCUGCAGGUCUCCCACACGGGUGUCGCGUACUGUGCGUAAUGACAAUAUUAUACGCACUGGAGAUUCAUGGUCGGUCUAAUGCCCUCGCUUUUCAGCGCUUGCGAGGACAAACCCCUUUCAUGAAGCGAUGUCUUUCAUCUCCAGAUGCUGAAUGGCGGAGAUCAAUGGCUGAUUAUCUCCGCGGUUUGAGUUACUGGCCCCGGCCGUUUCCCAAGCCAAACGAGAGACGUGCGUUGAAGCGUCAGAAUGGGACGUGAUUACACCACUUAAAGCCGCGAGCGAAAACUAAUCAGGCAGUUGUUAUUCGCUGCGCGCGCGACCUUCUGUGACACGGCUGUUUGUUCUCGAGGGCGGCUGUGUUUGGACUAUCACGCGUUUGGCUGGUAAAAAAAAAAACUUCUUUCAUCUUACUACUGUGAUUGCGGAUCAUUACCGGAAUGGCUUUGAUCACGUCCUUCUCUGCUGCAUUCACGGAGCUUAUCAUGAGUUUGUGAUUGCGAGCUGAGAUUGCAGACCUUGCAGCGCUUUCGCCCACUAAACUAUCAUUAAUAUGCCCUUUGAUGUAGAUGGACUAACAGACACACUUACCGAGCCGAAUUCAUUGCUCUCACAGUAAAGGUAACUUCUGGAACAUGGCAAAGGUAAAAUAGGUGGUUACACAAAUGU
Molecule: messenger RNA, 4048 nt
Organism: Anguilla rostrata (American eel)
Lineage: Eukaryota; Metazoa; Chordata; Actinopteri; Anguilliformes; Anguillidae
Product: cAMP-regulated D2 protein
Exons: 7
Coding region: 367-2058 (563 amino acids)
Source: RefSeq, a predicted model, not a curated record